Messenger RNA from Hydractinia symbiolongicarpus, 1058 nucleotides. RefSeq lists its product as uncharacterized. NCBI's taxonomy places the organism in Eukaryota, Metazoa, Cnidaria, Hydrozoa, Anthoathecata, Hydractiniidae. The transcript is spliced from 3 exons. The coding region runs from base 186 to 806 and encodes 206 amino acids. The record is from RefSeq and is a predicted model, not a curated record.
ACGUGUUAUAAAAAAACAACUCCACAUUAAGAAUACAUAACAAGUUACAAAAAAACGUCAAUACAUCAAAAAUCGCAAGAGAACAUCAAUACAUAACAACUUACAAGAAAAUGUCAAAGUUCAAACGUGUAGUAGUAAUAAAUAUUAACAAGACUUGAUAAAAAUUAAAUCGUUUAAGUAACAAAAUGGGGAAAUUGACGUUAUGGGCUGGUAUCGUACUGACCCCUGCAAUCCCAAUUGCAUUAAUAAUAUUAGGCCACAAGUAUUACAACCAAUGCGCAUUGGAACCAUGGGUGCCAAAAUGUGUAAUCAUUAGUGGAGCAUUAACGUUAGGUGUAUACACAGUGGCUAUAAUUCUAUCAGUCCUGAAGAAAUUAAAAAUAAAGAACAAAAUCAUACGUUUCCUGUUGAUCGGCUUUUUGUUCUUAUUGCUUCUAACUACAUUCGUAUGGCAUUGCAUUGCAUCUCAUUGGAUAUUUAGCAACUAUAACGAUUGGAAGGAAACAAAAAAUGAACCAAUCAGCAGAUGUAAUAACGGAUUUUUUCAAUUUGUUUAUUUUAUAAUGAUCCUUUUUUGGGUAUUUGUCGGUAUCGUAAGUUGUGCAUUAGUAUUUUCGAAGAAAUCAAGAAAGAAGGCAUGUUUUUCAGCAGACUGUGAAGAUCUGGAGUGCGACCUUUGUACAUGGAAUCCGGGUUGUGAAUGUGGCAAUGCUAAUUGUGACACCGGUUCGUGCGGUGAUUGUGAGACAGGCUCUUGUGAUUUUAGUGUUGGUUCAUUCGAUAUAGGUGGUGGUGAUGAUGACUAAAUUAAGAAAUUGGUCUUGCACAUUACUUAUUCACUCCUUUUAAAGACACUUACUUCGAACACCUCGAGUCCAUGCAGUCAAAGCGAAGAAAAUUUAAAUGUAUUGGUAACUUGCUAUAAAAUAGUACUUUACAUUUUCGCAUAAGUCCGUCCUCUUAAACUUAAGUUUUACUUCACUAAUUUGUGUAUCCGUAAUUGUAUAUAUGGUAGCAUCUCUGUUACAGCUAAAAUGAAACGCCCAGAAAACUAUUGA